UGUGAUUGAUUUUUGUGUGUUGGUCUUGUAUCCUGUAACCUUGCUGCACUCAUUAGUUCUAGUUUUGGUGUUUGGGGAUUUGUUUAUCUAGUAGAUUCCUUGGGACUUUCUAUGAAGACAACCAUGUCAUCUCCAAAUAGGGAUGGUUUUAUUUCUUCCUUUGCAAUCUGUAUGCCUUUAAUUUAUUUUUUUUCUUGCCUUACUGCAGUGGCUAGAACUUCUAGUACUAUGUUGAUUAAGAACAGUGUGACAGCACACAUCCUUGCCUUGUUCCUGAACUUAAGAGAGAAAGCAUUCAGUCUUUUGCUGUUAAGCAUGACACAGCUGAGGGUGUUUAACCACCAUGUCUUACAAAAUUAGUUCUGUCUUCUUUUCCUCCCCCCACAUUUUUUAAGGCAAAGAUUAAGACUUGGGGAUUGGCAGGACUUCCCUGGUGACCCAUUGGUUAAGACUCCAUGCUCCCAAUAUAGGGGGCAUGGGCUUGACCCCUGGUUGGGGAACUAAGAUCCCUCAUGCCACGUGGCGUGACCAAAAAAAAAAAGGACUUGGGUAUUGGCCUGAGAUGACAGAGCAAAAAGAAAGCAUAAAGGAAAUUUAAGUACUUCCUCCUCCAGGCUAGGCUUGCAAGAGUGACAGAACCAAGUUCCUUUGGUGGGGGUGGGACUUCACAGCCUUAAUCAGCGCUGGGGAGCUAAUCUCUUUAUCAGAGCCCUUGCACUCUGCAGUGAGCUAAGGGCCCCCUGCACCUGGGGCAGUCAUUGCCCGUAACACAGGAGAGGCUCACGGAAUGGGGUGCCUGUCCCCUCUCUGGUUACCCUGCUCUUCCAGGAAGCUCUCGGCUGCCAGCCUCGCUGCCUGCCAACCUGAGUUGGCGAUUGGAGAGUCUCAGAUACCCAGAUCCAGGGUGACAGGAGUGGCCAGGGCCAGAUUUAGAUUUGUAUGUGCUUUUGACAGUGACUCCCCAAAGAAGAGAAUGGGCUAUGAAGAGAGGAAGCACAGUCAAGAGUUCCAUGGCUGGGUAAAACUGAUAGCGACACAGUGCAUCUACAGUACAUAUAUUCCACAGAACAAAAAUUUUAUUAGGGGAAAGAGAUGGGAAAUUUAGUACAAACUUUAGAAAGAAAAGCAAGCAAUCACUCCCUCAUCCACUGCCCUCCACCCCGCCCCCCGCCUUUGGGGUCAUCUCCCCCUGGGGUCCUGCAGCCUCCAUUCCCCUCUCCCUGGCACGUCGCCCCGCCCACCCCACCCCACCCCCACCUGGCAGCGCUCCCCUCGUGCCCCACCCCCGGGCUGGCCGAGACCACACCUGCGCAGGUUAAACCAGCAGGGACGCGCUGCCGUGGGUGGCGGGUGAAGGUGAGCGGAUGUGAGCGGUGGGAUGGGAGGACGAGGCAAGGAUGAGACAACGGGCCCCUGCUAAUGGCCGGUCGGCGGCCCUGGCGGGAAGGAGGGAUGCGGCCGGAGGGGGGCGCCCCGGCAACCCUCGAGCGAGCCACCCCCUGGCUCCUCGGGGUCCUAGUCCCACGGUUCCAUCUCGCCGGUCCAUACCAACGCGCGAGGCGCCGGGGGGAGGCCGGGAGCGGGCCGUUCCACUCGGGGAGGGGCGGCAGGCGGCGCUGGCGGCGGCCCCGGGACCCGCGGAAGCCGGCAUGCUGGAGAAAUUCGAGUUGGAAGAAGAGGCAGAAGACUCAGAAAGUGGUGUUUACAUGCGAUUCAUGAGGUCACACAAGUGUUACGACAUCGUUCCCACCAGCUCCAAGCUUGUGGUCUUUGAUACCACGUUACAAGUUAAAAAGGCCUUCUUUGCCCUAGUAGCCAACGGUGUCCGAGCAGCGCCUCUGUGGGAGAGUAAAAGACAAAGUUUUGUAGGAAUGCUAACAAUUACAGAUUUCAUUAAUAUACUUCAUAGAUACUAUAAAUCACCCAUGGUACAGAUUUAUGAAUUAGAGGAACAUAAGAUUGAAACAUGGAGGGAGCUUUAUUUACAAGAAACAUUUAAGCCUUUAGUGAAUAUAUCUCCAGAUGCAAGCCUCUUCGAUGCUGUACACUCGUUGAUCAAAAAUAAAAUCCACAGAUUGCCAGUUAUUGACCCUAUCAGUGGGAAUGCACUUUAUAUACUUACCCACAAAAGAAUCCUCAAGUUCCUCCAGCUUUUUAUGUCUGAUAUGCCAAAGCCUGCUUUCAUGAAGCAGAACCUGGGUGCGCUUGGAAUCGGGACCUACCACAACAUCGCCUUCAUACACCCAGACACUCCCAUCAUUAAAGCCUUGAACGUCUUCGUGGAAAGACGAGUGUCAGCCUUGCCUGUUGUGGACGAGUCAGGAAAAGUUGUAGAUAUUUAUUCCAAAUUUGAUGUAAUUAACCUUGCUGCUGAAAAAACAUACAACAACCUAGACAUCACAGUGACCCAGGCCCUGCAGCACCGGUCACAGUAUUUCGAAGGCGUAGUGAAGUGCAGUAAGCUGGAAGUACUGGAGACCAUCGUGGACAGAAUAGUGAGAGCCGAGGUCCAUCGGCUGGUGGUAGUAAACGAAACAGACAGUAUCGUGGGUAUUAUUUCCCUGUCGGAUAUUCUGCAAGCCCUGAUACUCACCCCUGCAGGACUACUAACGGGAAAUCUGGAGGGAAAUUCUUUGGGAUCUAAGUAUUGAGACCGUCUACCCUUCAAAAAAAAAAAAGAAAAGCUUACUAGUAGUGCCAAGCAGAAGGAGACAGAAACCGAAUGACAGCCGUGAGUGGAGGAGCCCUUGCAGAACUUGAACAACGAUGCUGGGUCACGCUUUGCCUCAUGAACACUGACCGCAAUAGAACAGAGUCCAAUGGCUGAGAAUGUGUAUCAGGGUUUAGUGAUGGGUGUUUUUUCCAGUGAUGCUGAAAACUAAGCAUAAAAAAGAUUUUGUGUUUGAAGAUGCGAGCUUGCAUUAAAAGACUGUUUUCAGACCGUUGUCCGAAAGAUUUCAAAUGCUGUAUGUCAUUAAAGUGCACUGUGUCCUGAAUUUCUAUUAUUUUUCAUUUUAAAGAAUUCACUGGUAUCUAACAGGUAAUAUGACAUAAGGCGAGUGUGUGGCAUAUUGAGAUCUAGUGCCUUAUGUCAGAACAGCGAUAUGUCAUCACUACUGCCCACCGCAGCUGGAGCGCGUCCUUGUGAACUGACACUGCUGGAGUGUGAACGUCUGAACCUUUACCAAAUCAGUUUGUUUUCAUUAGAUUUGUUGAAUAGCUGUAAUUUGAAUAUAAAUAAUUACUUUAUAAAACUUUAA
Kogia breviceps (pygmy sperm whale) is the source of this 3260-nucleotide messenger RNA. The record is from RefSeq and is a predicted model, not a curated record. Lineage: Eukaryota; Metazoa; Chordata; Mammalia; Artiodactyla; Physeteridae.